This is a messenger RNA of Erigeron canadensis, 378 nucleotides long. RefSeq lists its product as uncharacterized. Lineage: Eukaryota; Viridiplantae; Streptophyta; Magnoliopsida; Asterales; Asteraceae. The record is from RefSeq and is a predicted model, not a curated record. Bases 1 to 378 code for a protein of 125 amino acids. The transcript has a single exon.
AUGGCACUUGUUGACAAUAGAAUUGUUAACAGACAAGAUGCUCUAUUAGGAGUUGUACAAGGAAAUUUAGCAUAUGGUAAAUUUAUGUUCACCGUCUAUCCUAAAUUUGCUUUACAUAGAGAGUCUAGAGAUUUUGAUAAAUCUUUAAGCUUUAUACACCAAUGUGAAAGAACUGACCUUAUGGAACCAGGUAAUAAAGUAUAUACGGUUAAUUAUUUAAUCGCAUAUGCUAUUACAAAUAGUACACAUUCUAUCGAGUAUAAAGAAAAAGAGAAUAUCACAAUGGAAGAUAUAUUCUCAGAAAUAGGAACUGUUGAAGGCAGUAAAUUUACUGAACCAUCACAGUUACAAGAAAAUUGGGCAAUUAAUAUUGCGUGA